Messenger RNA from Umbelopsis ramanniana AG, 956 nucleotides. RefSeq lists its product as uncharacterized. Gene Ontology annotation, cellular component: endoplasmic reticulum; membrane; endoplasmic reticulum-Golgi intermediate compartment. Gene Ontology annotation, biological process: Golgi organization. The record is from RefSeq and is a predicted model, not a curated record. Bases 36 to 863 code for a protein of 275 amino acids. NCBI's taxonomy places the organism in Eukaryota, Fungi, Mucoromycota, Umbelopsidomycetes, Umbelopsidales, Umbelopsidaceae. The transcript has 2 exons.
CGUCUUCGCUUUUUUUUGACUCUCUCAUAACAACCAUGUCAGAGCUAAAGGAGCAACUCCAAAGGUUCUCGUCCAAGGCAGAGGAUAUAGUCGAUGCCAUCGGUCAGCCUCUCAAACCCUACAUUCCUGCAAUGUCUCGAUUCUUGAUCGUUGCCACGUUCUUGGAAGACUCUCUCAGAAUUAUCACUCAAUGGAGCGACCAAGUCUUUUACAUGGAAAAACAUAGGGGCUUCUUCUGGGGUCUUAGCCAUAUAUUUUUGGCAUUGAAUGUCAUUCUGAUGUUGAGCUGCUCUUCCUUGGUUAUCGCUAAGAAGCAUCAGGAAUAUGCUGUGUACGGUCUUUUCGCCGUAGUGAUUCUGCAGGCCUUCGGAUAUGGACUGGUGUUCAAUAUGUCAUUCUUCCUCCGCAACCUCUCUGUGAUAGGCGGUCUUCUCAUGGUGUUGUCCGACUCAUUUAACAAACGAAAGCAAAUGUUUGCUGCCCUCCCACAAAUGUCAGAGACAGAUCGUCGUGAAUACUUCCAACUGGCUGGUCGCAUUCUCCUUAUCUUUUUGUUCAUUGGGUCCGCUUUCCAUGGUGAAUGGUCUUUCGGACGUGUCCUAGUAUCCCUUAUCGGAUUGGCCGCCGCUAUCAUGGUCAUUGUUGGUUUCAAGGCAAAGUGGUCCGCCAUCUUCCUCAUUCUGUUCCUUUCUGUGUUCAACGUUUUGAUCAACAACUUCUGGGCAACCCAACAUAAUCACUUCCAACGUGAUUUCUUGAAGUACGAUUUCUUCCAAACACUAUCAACGGUGGGAGGCUUCUUGCUACUUGUGAACAUUGGCCCAGGUGGUCUUUCCCUAGACGAGAAGAAGAAAGCGUUUUAAUGUCAUUGACGAGCCCAUUUGACUCGAUGAACAACAGUCUCCUAAACAAAACAAAAAAAACUUCCAUCCUUCUCCUGUCAGAGCAUUGUGUUG